Messenger RNA from Eupeodes corollae, 607 nucleotides. RefSeq lists its product as uncharacterized. The record is from RefSeq and is a predicted model, not a curated record. The transcript is spliced from 3 exons. NCBI's taxonomy places the organism in Eukaryota, Metazoa, Arthropoda, Insecta, Diptera, Syrphidae. The coding region runs from base 1 to 390 and encodes 129 amino acids.
AUGAACGAUGAUUUCACGGACUACGAAGUUCUACAUAAUUAUUAUGAGGAUGAAGAAGAAUUUGCCUCACCAACUCCUUCACCUUUUCCCGAACCAGUUGCCAAUUCCUGGGAAGUUUCACAAGUCCAGGAGAAAGACCAGAGAUCAUUUCUCGAAGAAAAAACAGAUUCUUCUAAUCAAGUUCAACAAAAGCUCCAGUCGGAAGCGAUUUCUCUAUUAAAAGAGAUAAACAAACCUAGAGAAGAAAAGACAUACGCAACUCUGACGUGUGAACUUGUGCGACAGGAUAUGGAGUCCUUGCCGGAUUCAGAGCAGCGUGCUUUACGCAAAGAACUCUUUGAACUGGUCGAUCGAUUCGUUGCCCGAAAUCGUGAUCGAGGUGCAGACUAGGCGGCAUUAUUUUAUGUUUAAAAAAAGCUUUCUGUGAAAACCAUACACAUUUAUGGAUUUAUUUUUUUUUACCACAAAUGUGUUCCAAGCAAUGAAAAUUUUGUUUUGUUUUUUUUUUUGUUAAUUUUAUUGAAUUGUUAACCCUUUUUUUUUUUGCAUAAAAUUAAUAUUAAAUAAAGAGCUCCGGCUCCGAGCUGAGAGCUGAAAAUGUUGAAGA